This is a messenger RNA of Elephantulus edwardii (Cape elephant shrew), 963 nucleotides long. Its product is annotated as putative olfactory receptor 2B8-like. Gene Ontology annotation, molecular function: olfactory receptor activity; G protein-coupled receptor activity. Gene Ontology annotation, cellular component: membrane. NCBI's taxonomy places the organism in Eukaryota, Metazoa, Chordata, Mammalia, Macroscelidea, Macroscelididae. The coding region runs from base 1 to 963 and encodes 320 amino acids. The record is from RefSeq and is a predicted model, not a curated record. The transcript has a single exon. Gene Ontology annotation, biological process: G protein-coupled receptor signaling pathway.
AUGAGAAGAUUCAACACUACCUUUCAUCAUCCUACUGGUUUUGUGCUGAUGGGCUUUUCUGAAUGGCCCAGACUAGAAAUGAUCCUCUUUGUGGCUAUCUCCAUUUUCUACAUUAUGACCCUCCUUGGGAACUCAGCCAUCAUUAUCCUAUCUCGCCUUGAUCCCCGACUCCACACACCCAUGUACUUCUUUCUGGCUAAUCUUUCCUUUUUAGAUCUCUGCUAUACCACCUCCACUGUUCCCCAAAUGCUGGUAAAUAUACAGAGUGCCAGGAGAAGUAUCAGUUAUGUUGGCUGUGUAGCUCAACUUUUCAUCUUUCUUGGUUUGGGAUCCACUGAAUGUGUACUUCUUUCAGUAAUGGCCUUUGAUCGUUAUGUAGCUAUAUGUAGACCUCUACAUUACACAGUUAUCAUGCAUUCUCGGCUAUGCCAACAAUUGGCAGCAGUGGCUUGGGUAACAGGUUUCAGCAAUUCCUUGGUACAAACAGUGCUAACCUUCUUGUUACCUCGUUGUGGUCAAUAUAGGGUAGAGAAUUUCUUCUGUGAGGUCCCUGCUAUGCUUCAACUAUCUUGCAUUGAUACGUGGAUCAAUGAAGUAGAAAUGUAUGCAGCUGUAGUGAUCAUAAAGGUUAUCCCAGUUGGAUUAAUUCUAUUCUCUUAUAUCAACAUUGUGAGAGCUGUAGUAAGGAUCCAAUCCUCUGAGAGUCGUAAAAAAGCUUUCAACACCUGUGGAUCUCAUUUGCUUGUAGUCAUUAUGUUUUAUGGCUCAGCCAUUAGUGGUUACGCAUAUAUGGCACCCAAGAGCAGCUCAGCCAAACUGAAAGGGAAACUUCUUGCACUCUUCUAUGGACUUAUAACUCCAAUGCUCAACCCUCUGAUAUAUACUUUGAGAAACAAGGAUGUUAAAGGUGCAGUAAAGAAGUUGCUUGGGAGAGAACAAGAGCAAGGGUGGAACAUGGCUUAG